AUGCAUCAAAUAGACAUUGUUUUCCCGCACGGGACAAACGUUGACCUGGAACCAGAUGAGGAUAUCGACGACGCCGAGAUGCAGAGCCUCGGAGGGAGUGAUGUUGACUCCGCACUGGGAGAAUCAGAGGCAUGGCCAUCUUCGACCGCAUCACUCCGAUCGAGCAUCGUACGGGCACGCGAGGAAAACGGGCGAAUCUAUCACGGAUACAAGGACGGGAAAUAUGUCUUGCCCACUGAUCAGGAAGAACUCGAUCGACAAGCUUUUCAAUAUCAGCUCUGCCAGUUGACCUUUGAAAACAGGCUCAACUUUGCCCCCGUCCACCACCCCCACAGAGUUCUAGAUGUUGGGUGCGGCAUAGGGCUGUGGGCGAUAGACUUUGGCGAGGCACACCCCGAAGCCGAAGUUGUCGGCGUAGACCUCUCGCCCGUCCAACCUGGUUUCACACCGCCAAACGUGCACUACGAAAUCGACGACCUCGAGGAGGAGUGGAGCUUUUCUAGAAAGUUUGAUUAUGUCCACUGCAUGAUGAUGACGGGCGCUUUUAGGGAUUGGCAAAACUUCCACCAACAAGCCUUUGACAACCUAAAUUCCGGAGGAUGGUUCGAGAUCCAGGAUAUCGACUUCCCCAUGAGGUGCGACGAUGGAACGAUCCCGCCAGACUGCGACCUCGGUAGGUGGAACGAGCUCAUGAUGGAAGCCGGUCAAAGGUCGGGCUUCCUCCUGGAUACCUGCGGCAGGGCGGCCGAGAUGAUGACCAACGUCGGAUUCGUCGAUAUCGUGCGGAUCCAGUUCAAGUGGCCAAUCAACCAGUGGCCGCGCGACGUCAAGCACAAGACCCUGGGCGUCUGGACAGAGGCCAACUUCAGCGUCGGGCUGGAGUCCAUGACGUUGGCCCUCUUCACCCGCUUCAUGGGCUGGAGGAAAGAGGAGGUCUGGGACUUUAGCGCGAAUGUCAUUGCGGAGUGGCGUGAUGUACGUAGGCAUGGGUAUUUUGACGUGUAUGUAACUUAUGGAAGAAAACCGUAA
Colletotrichum phormii is the source of this 1029-nucleotide messenger RNA. Its product is annotated as methyltransferase. The coding region runs from base 1 to 1029 and encodes 342 amino acids. The transcript is spliced from 8 exons. NCBI's taxonomy places the organism in Eukaryota, Fungi, Ascomycota, Sordariomycetes, Glomerellales, Glomerellaceae. The record is from RefSeq and is a predicted model, not a curated record.